AUGGCCUGCUGCACAACUAGCUUCUGCGGAUUUCCCAGCUGUUCUACCGGUGGGACCUGUGGCUCCAGCUGCUCCCAGCCCAGCUGCUGCCCCACCAGCUGCUGCCAGCCCAGCUGCUGCCCCACCAGCUGCUGCCAGCCCACCUGCUGCCUCACCAGCUGUGGUGGCUCUGGCUGUGGCUCUGGCUGUGGCUCCGGCUGCGGCAUUGGCGGUGGCCUGGGAGGUGGCUCUGGGGCUGUGAGCUGCCGUGUCAGGUGGUGCCGCCCUGACUGCCGCGUGGAGGACACCUGCCUGCCCCCCUGCUGUGUGGUGAGCUGUACCCCCCCAAGCUGCUGCCAGCUGCACCACGCCCAGGCCUCCUGCUGCCGCCCCUCCUACUGUGGACAGUCCUGCUGCCGCCCAGCCUGCUGCUGCCACUGCUGCCAGCCCACUGGCUGCCAGAUCACUUGCUGUGAGCCCACCUGCUGA
Talpa occidentalis (Iberian mole) is the source of this 468-nucleotide messenger RNA. Its product is annotated as keratin-associated protein 1-4-like. Lineage: Eukaryota; Metazoa; Chordata; Mammalia; Eulipotyphla; Talpidae. The coding region runs from base 1 to 468 and encodes 155 amino acids. Gene Ontology annotation, cellular component: keratin filament. The transcript has a single exon. The record is from RefSeq and is a predicted model, not a curated record.